UUAAGAUGAACAGUCUUUCUACAUUUCUUCAUACAGAACUUUUACAAAUUGUGGAUGAAACAAAGCGUAGGCAUUCUGAGAUCAAAGAGGCCGCAGAAAAAUCGAUUAUCAUCGUAAGAUCUCUAAUAGAACAACCUGAUAUCAAUGUUUCUAAAGGUGAAAAAUUUAGUCACAAUUCAUUUUGGAUUCUCAUUUUGGAUUUGUCAAGCUGUUUACAUAAAUUGAUCUCACAUCGUGCUGUUCCUGAGUUUUCCAUUAAAACUAUAAUAAAAAUUCUUAAUGACUUAGUAUUUCAAGGUGUUGAAGUUCAACUCAAAAUUUUACAGACUAUCCCACCUUUGCUAAAUAAUUAUCAAUCAUUACAAGGCGAUCUUCUUAUUGACGCGUUAUUAAUAUGUUUUCAUCUUCAUGACUCAAAAGCUGUUGUAGUCAGUAACACUGCUGCUGCUACGUUGCGUCAAUUGGUAAUCGACGUUUUUGAAAAAAUUCUUUUAGAAGACGAAAUAAAUGACAAAGGUGCAAUAAAUCCCAGUUCGAAUGCAAGAUUAAGCUUAAAUGGGAAUGUUUUGUCUCUUC
Molecule: messenger RNA, 576 nt
Organism: Racocetra persica
Lineage: Eukaryota; Fungi; Glomeromycota; Glomeromycetes; Diversisporales; Gigasporaceae
Source: the annotation of a GenBank genome assembly